Messenger RNA from Portunus trituberculatus (swimming crab), 2343 nucleotides. RefSeq lists its product as uncharacterized. The coding region runs from base 134 to 832 and encodes 232 amino acids. The record is from RefSeq and is a predicted model, not a curated record. The transcript is spliced from 6 exons. Lineage: Eukaryota; Metazoa; Arthropoda; Malacostraca; Decapoda; Portunidae.
ACGAGGUUGGACGUAUAAGAAGAGGAAGAGGAAGAGGAGGAAGAGGAAGAGGAAGAGGAAGAGGAAGAAGAGGAAGAGGAGGAAGAGGAAGAGUUUCUCAAGUAUUUCCUCUGCUAGGCCCAGAGAAGUGAAGAUGGCACAACUACACACCACUUUAUACCUCUUCGUGAUGGUGGUGAUGGUGGUGGUGGGAGCACAGACCCUCACCCAUCCACACACACCACGAAACUACGACCCCUGUAUGACUUCCAGCCACGGCGUCUUACACAGGGAAUGGGACAGAAUACCAGUUAACUUCACCAUUAAGAGCAGUUGUUUAAGGGUUGUUAUUGAUGAGCUUUGCAGAAAUAACUUCCCUGAUGUGAGUCCUGAAGAUAUUGGCAUAGACAAGGACUUCAACCGCGGGAUAAUGAACUGCCAGGGCGCAAACUGCAGUAUAGAGUGUAUUCACCAGACCUACUGCAACAAGAGGCCAGAUAUGGAGAUGCCGACGGAGAGUGUGGCGCAGGAGGUCUCAGGAUUCUUGCCGCAGACCUUCAAUAGCUUGCCAAAGUGUAGCAGGUACCUGAAGGGGCUGAACCAGACAGUCUUCAUGAAGGACGCUGGCGAGAGGUGUUGGGGAAAGCUUCAGUGUAUCUGUGGCAUGUGUUGUGAGUCGAGCACGCAGGAGGAGGUGAUGCGGAGAAUGCUGGACCAGACAUACAAGGAUUUACAAGCACACCUCCAGUCUCAGACCACGUGGGGGAGGGCCCCGAGCAGACCGUCUUUCCCAGGCCACGGUACGAGAGCAAAGCCGAGAGUGGUGGCGUACGCGAGGCCGGGGCGACACUAACAGCCGAUAACUCUGAACCACUUCCUCGCCGAACCUUCCCUGUUUUCAAAGGCUUUAUUUACACUUAUGCGAGUCUGUUUAAGGUGUUUUUAUGGUUCUAGAGGCAGAGUGAUAAGAUUUCUGCAUUAUUAACUGGAGAAACACUCUUGAAAACCCCGCUAGUCAUUUCUGUGGCCUUGGAAAAUACUCGUGGUAAGAAAGCGAAACGUUUCAGAAUACCGACCUUAGUCCAUACUCUGAAACGCUUCCUCACAGCACCUUCACUAUUUUCUAAGGGCUAAGGUUGAAAUGACACGGGUUCUUAAGAGUGUUUCUAUAAUUCUAGUGACAUGUUAACAAGUUUUCUGCAUUACCAACAGGACAAAUACUCUUUUAAAGGCUCAAUUUGAAGUGACACGGUUUUUAAGAGUGUUUCUAUAAUUCUAAAGACAUGUUAACAAGUUUUCUGCAUUACCAACAGGACAAAUACUCUUUAGAACUCGGCUAAUCGUCUCUGUAGGCUUUGAAAAUGGUCGCGGUGAGAGAGGGAAGGGAAUAUGGCGUUCAGGAUGGAGACUGAAGGAAGGAACGCAGGAGGGAAAGGAAUGAGAGAGGAAGGGAGUGUAGGAAGAGAAAGGGGACAGGGAAGAGCGUUGAGGAAUGUAUAGAAACGUUACCCCUACAAUACACGAGUCACGUUUUCUUUCAAUGUGUGUGUGUGUGUGUGUGUGUGUGUGUGUGUGUGUGUGUGUGUGUGUGUGUGUGUGUGUCUCUCUCUCUCUGUAGAACGAUUGAAUGAAAAGUUUUGAUUCUCUCUAUAUUCAACCAUACCAGAGAGAGAGAGAGAGAGAGAGAGACGUAGUGUCAGUAGUAUACUAGUAAUUAAGGCUGAAAUUCCCUUGAGCAAUGCAAUAACUAGCAAGGCAUCCAGAUAUGAACCCUAAUAGCUUGCUUCCCUAUUAUUGUUAUUAUUAUUAUUAUUAUUAUUAUUAUUAUUAUUAUUAUUAUCAUUGUUACUCAUUUUUUUUCUCUUAUUUCUUUCCAUUCUGUCUAAAUUAGUCAUUCUCUCUCUCUCUCUCUCUCUCUCUCUCUCUCUCUCUCUCUCUCUCUCUCUCUCUCUCUCUCUCUCUCAUCACAUUCAUUUGCAUUUCCUCUUCUCACCAGCUUCUCUUCACCUCGCCCUCUCACUCCUCUUCUCUCUAUCACUUUUUCUUCCCUCUAGUCACGCAAAGUCUGUUAAAACUGGCAGCGCUGUGUCUUCUAGUCUAAGUUAACAGUAUACCAGCGGCCAGUCACGGGUAGGCUGCUGUGUGACUAAUCGUAGGCAUAGAAAAGUAAGGUAUUUGCUAACUCUUUGGCCUUUUGUCCACUUCACCAACGCACGAGACAGUUAGUAUGCACCAGCGGUAUUCUGAAACGUUUGCUGUCUCCCCAUCACUGUUUUCCAAAGGGUCCAGUUGAAGAUACUUGUGUUUUUAAUCCCUUCAGUACUGGGACACAUUUUUACCAUGAGUUUUGGGUGUGAUUAGACC